AUAGGCUUUUGUGUACUGCGCGAGCCGCUGGUCGUGGAGUUCUGUCUUCCGACGUUGUCUUUUCGUGUGCGUGUGUGUGUCGGCGUUUCGUCGCCGCAGCUCGCGAGCCUUCUUCUCCCCCGGCCUCAGAGUCCACGCCAUGGCAGACCCUCGCGUCAGGCAGAUCAAAAUCAAAACGGGCGUAGUGAAGCGCUUGGCAAAAGAAAAGGUUAUGUAUGAAAAAGAAGCAAAACAGCAAGAAGAAAAGAUUGAGAAAAUGAAAGCAGAAGAUGGAGAGAACUAUGCAAUUAAAAAGCAGACUGAGAUCCUGCAAGAAUCUCGAAUGAUGAUUCCAGAUUGCCAACGGAGGUUAGAAGCUGCACAUGCCGAUCUUGCUCAGCUAUUAGAAAAUGAAAAAGAGUUGGAAGAAACUGAAGAAUAUAAAGAUGCAUUCUCAGUACUGGAAUCAGUGAAGUUAGAAGCCUAGAUUGAUUUUUCUCUACUUCAUGUAUGCCUUGGUAUUGGGUCCAUUGCCACUCUUCACUGAUGUCUGGCCAUUGUUGUAUUUAUUCAAGUAGUAUUAAGAACGAUGAUGUGCUAAAACUAUAUUUUAUGAAAUUGGAAAUUAUUUAGUCCUUCUCUUUCUGUUAAGAGUUCUUCGGAAGCAUUUUAUUGAAAGUUGUAAUAUGCAAACUACAAUUAAUAAAGAGAAGCAAAGCAA
Molecule: messenger RNA, 700 nt
Organism: Elgaria multicarinata webbii
Lineage: Eukaryota; Metazoa; Chordata; Lepidosauria; Squamata; Anguidae
Gene: TBCA
Product: tubulin folding cofactor A
Exons: 4
Coding region: 140-466 (108 amino acids)
Biological process (GO): post-chaperonin tubulin folding pathway; tubulin complex assembly
Cellular component (GO): cytosol; microtubule cytoskeleton
Molecular function (GO): beta-tubulin binding
Source: RefSeq, a predicted model, not a curated record